Folsomia candida is the source of this 7520-nucleotide messenger RNA. Its product is annotated as ras-GEF domain-containing family member 1B. Lineage: Eukaryota; Metazoa; Arthropoda; Collembola; Entomobryomorpha; Isotomidae. Gene Ontology annotation, molecular function: guanyl-nucleotide exchange factor activity. Bases 4411 to 6825 code for a protein of 804 amino acids. Gene Ontology annotation, biological process: Ras protein signal transduction; positive regulation of GTPase activity. The record is from RefSeq and is a predicted model, not a curated record. Gene Ontology annotation, cellular component: plasma membrane. The transcript has 17 exons.
UCCACAGAGAACAUCUUUGUCUCACUCUCGGCCACACGAGUAAACCACGCUUUGCAUUACAAAAAAUCGAAACCGACUUCACACCAAGAACACAUUUCCCACCAAUCCACAACACCGGUCGUUCUUUACUCACCCACUGCACUGACCCUGCAACAUAACAAAAUUGUGCAUUACGGGAAGACGCCGGUCUUGUGAAGGGCAAUGCAUGUGGUUCAGUGUUUCUAAAAUAUUUUCUAAAAGCAACACUUAACAGCGAUACGUACGAACUGAUACCACAAAUUGAGACCUAGCUGAAAAUUAAGAGAGCCACAACAAUUGUAAUUGUCGCAUUGUGAUUGCUCUUGUUGAAUGAAUAAACAUUGGGUCGUGUUGUUAUAUAACAAAUAUUUAUUGCAUCAACAUACGCCAUUAUCCAAAUAAUACACAUUGAUGAUUGUUAAUUUCGUGUAGCUACAAGGACAAUGCAAUCAUUGAAGUAUUACUGACUGAGUUUGAGCGGAAUUAAGGCGAAACGAAAGGGAAAGGGAGUCAGAUAAACACAGUGAGUCAUCACACAGCGCGACGUGUUGCAUUUUAUUGUACCAUUGGUUUACGAUACCUGGCUUAAAGUAACCCCAAAGUACGUACGUACAAGCCCAGGACACGUAAAAGAGUGAGGGAGGGAGGAAACAGGAAAUGAAGUUUUAAGGGAUAAUUGUGAGAACAUUAGUGUCACCCAUUGUUUGCAUUUCGCUGUAAUGCGAUACACCUGUCCUCACUUUGUUUCAGCCUCGUGAAGUGUAAUUUACUCUAAUCCCCGGUUCACGGUUUAAUAAAAGUGACUGCUUAUUUGACGAUAUAUCAUAUCUGCCCAUUAUAUCUGCACGCGUAUUGGACCAACGCAUGCGACCGAAAUCCUUCGCAACUCAUCGUCGUAAAAAUUGGGGAAUGUGCCAAAGCCAAACUCAUCAGUUCAGUGUCAGCAGCCAUAAUCAAGAGGAAGUUGCAUGUAAUUACACGGCUUCAUCUCCCCUUGCGUGGUGUUACUUGCUUGCUAAUUGCGAAAAAUUUAUGGAACCCAUCAUCAUUCGCAAGUUGAAGUGAUUUCGACCAAUUUUCGCCAACAUCAUCUAUAAGGAACCAAUUAUACCGGAUUGCGUACAUCAUCAUCGCGUGAAUGGAGUUGCUUCAGUCAUCGCAUGCCGUGAGGUUGGAUGGGAUCUUCAAGUGCAAAACAAAUAUUUGAUCACCCAGAAAGAACCUCAACCAGCUCUACAAUUUUAUAGUUUUCUAGACACGACCAGAUGAAAUAUUGGCAGUUGUUGUCAGUCAAGCAGAGCAUGAUAUUGAAAAUUACAACCCUGCAAUUCAAGCACGAACUCGCGUUAAUUUGAAUUUUCUGACAAAUUAUCCUACAUCAAUUUGAUUAUUUAUUGAUUUCAACCACUUAAAAUUAUCAUUAGCUGCAUAUGUUGUGCUAGUGGAGUGUACAAAUACCAAGUGUACAGGAUCUUAAAUUGUCCCCUAAGUUAACAAAUCAUAAGAACUAAAACCAUAAACUUGGAACGGGUCAUCAACAAGUAAAACCAUUUGCAAGACUGGCAAAAAUGAGAUAAACCAGUGAAACCACUUAAAGUUCACAUUAGAACCAUUUACUAGUUUAAAUAAGUUAAGUGCUGUUUUGCGAAAUCUGAAAAAUUGACACAUUUUAAAUAUAUUUGUGUUUUUAAGUAAAGCAACUUCUUGUGCAAAAAUCUGAACUUGUCUGGAAACGACGUAGCACAUUCCCUGUUUUUCACUGUGUUUGACCCAAAUUCUAAUUUUACAUGUGAACUUAGACUUACUUGUUAGAUUAUUGUGCCAAUCCUCACUGCCGAAAAGCUCAAAAGCAUCUGUGUUCACGUAACUCAAGAUUAGCUCGUGCGUGGACUAUUCUCCAUAAAACAUUACCAGUUGAGUGAGGGUACGGCCGAAUUAAGUAAAUUAUUUCACACGCAUCUCCAUCUGCUUCACUUGCAAUUUUGAUCAAGAUUUGUCUGACACUUCAUUAAACAUCUCUCUCUCUCGCUUUUGUUGAGUGGAAGCAAACAGCUACACGCUGCUUUAAGUUUGUUCUUCAUACAAAAUCACUCCACAACUCUGUAUAAAUCUUACAUGAGCAAAUUGUGAGCAGUGUGUCUGACUCGACGUCUUGAAAUCUCGAAGAACUCGCUUCCUGUAGUAAAAUAAACCAUACUGAACAAGAAAAAGUAUAACUUUCCACACGUAUGACACCACCAUCACCUCUCUGAAAUGAAAUAAUAAUCAUCUGUACGUCCAGGUCUUUCUACAUCUCGAAAGAAUUGGCAACUUUUUUUGCAAAGCGAAAAAUUCCAGACGCGAACAAGGCUUCCACGAAGCAGAUUCCAUCUUAGCUAGCUAAAAGCGAUUCAUCUCAAUUCUUAAAUGUCAAAGGGGAGGAAAUAACUCAAACCACAGCAGCACCAGCAGCAUUACAAAAAUCCCAAUUUGCAAUUCUGACAAGUCGAAGUUGUUACUCCACCAGGCCAUUUUUCCUUCAAAAGUGGGACUCGGUAAGAAAACAUACUGGAAUUCUGGGAAAAUGUGACACAUCUGUGCGACAUCGCCAUACAUACCCCAAUAUGUAUUUCCAUGAUUAAAACCAUAUUUCAAAACGGAUGGAUCGAACUGGUGUAUGCAUGCCAAAAAAGAAAUGAAUUUAGAGGAACUAGAAGAAACAAUACCAAAACUUAUGUAACGACGACCAAACCAAAAAUUGUGUUUGCGAAGGACACAUAACUUUUGGCUUUACUCCGAAUGCUAGACUUCCAUUACAAUAAAACCAGCAUAAUUUCUAUCUCGACUUACUCGGAACAACACCGGUUUCCUUUUAAAAGUUUUUGCUUGAAACCAGUAUUUAAAUUACAAGUUGAGCUAAUGGGAAAACAAAGUCCGUUAAAUCUCAAGUAAGCACAGACAACAGAUCUGCAUUGCGUUUGAACUGGUGCCCAUCACAUUCGCCAUAAAAGAACUCUAACCUCAUUUUAAGACGUGUCGUUCUUCCUUGCUGACUGCAGGGCCGAUUUGUGAGUGAACAUUUAUUCGACAUUUAACAAUGCAGCUUUGUGCGUGGGGCAUUGUAUCGGCCAGGCUACUGCUUGCUCCACUUUUUGCAUCGUGUUGAAUUACAUAAAAUAGCAUCAUAAAAGGAUCGCCGGGGUGUGUGAACGUGAACAAUCCCUCAAAUUGUAAACUUGAAGCAAAUAAGGAGAGUAAGCUGGGAUUCGAAAAAGUGCGUCUCAAGUUCACGUAUUUAUCAUCCUCCCCAAUAAAUAAUGUGAACAGUGUGGCCCAGAAAGACUUCCUCGAGUAAAAUAAGGAUGCUCUACGAGAACCACCCAUCAUAAUCUCAUUCUUUAUAAGGAAGGAAUCACAAAGCUUCUUCAAAAAAUAUUUUAAAAUCGACCUGUGCUGGGGUCGUAACUCUUUCAAAGAAUUUUAUCCAAAAAUAAAUCUUCCAAAGGAGAGUAGAAGCAGAUCUUACCGAACUCACCGAUCUACAAGUACAAACUGGAAAGCAAGUCGUGGUAACACUAACAGAUCAUAAAGAGAGAGGAUUCAGUCUUCUUCGUCGUCUUCCAACUCAACUAAACCAAAGAAUAACAAGAAUUCUCUUAUGGAAUAACAAAUAAUACUCCCGGUUUGCUGUCGUCGUCAUCGUCGUAUGGACACCACCACUACUGCACAUACAUAGUUUUAAAGAAAUAUUUAUUCCAGUGCCCAGCGUGAUCUCAGUUUUUUUCCUUCCUCGGCACAAUUCUAUUUUAAACAAAACUUCUUCCUGUGAUAAUACGCGUGCAGACAGAAAUUGAACAUUUAUCGGAGAGAAUUUACUCAACUUGAGAAUAUGAAAUUGGAUCCAUCGUGAAACACUGAAAAAAAUUACACGUGUUCAAUUCACCCAAACUAAGCAAACGAUUUUCCGAACUUUGCCCUAAAAUAAGACGGCGAUAGAAAUUGAGUUUCGAUUGGUCGUAUGAAACGAAGCCAGAGAAAAUUUGCAGUGCGGGAACAUUAUAAUACAGAGAUCAAGCGGUGUGAAUACAAAGUUGAAUAAAUUGAGAUCUCAAUCUACUCAAUUUCUCAUUCCAAAUUAUUUCUGAAGCAACAAAGACGACUCGCCCUCUCAAAAGUACAGAGUCUUCCGAACGGUUGUGUAUCACCCCUGUUUUUCGCACCAAUAAGUAAUGAAAAUAGAACAAGUUUUCCAAUUAAAAGUGAAAACAACAAGUUGGCAACUCACCCCUCUGCCUGCACCAUAAUCUGAUGUCUCAUCAUCAACAUAAAAUAAUCCUUAAUUAAGUAAUAGAAGAAAGUACGCUAUUCACUACUUAAUUUAAUCCUCGAGGAAGCAGGAAUAAUUAUCUGACUAUGAUGGAACCUCUGCCCGCUUUGGACGAUCUGGAAAUUCAAGAGAAAGUCGAGUCCCUUGUCGGAAAAGGGACAAGAGUUUUGGAUUGUGAGAAAAACCAGUCCUUUCAGACAGAGGAAGUUUUGCUGGUUAAUGGGUUCCCAGUGCCCCUGGUGGGAGAACAAGGCCAAAUUAUAAAGGCCGCCCUCCUCUCAGGUCAAGUGCCCCCGGGGGACUUGCUGAAUGAAAUCUUAAUUAAGGCUGGGAUCCUGAAAAACCCUGUAGAGCUGGAGGCAACUUGCAACGUUAAAACCACGACAAAGACGACGGAGGUGAUGACCUUGCGAGACAAGAACGGGAUUCUGCUAGAUGAGCGGAUGAAGGAGGUCGAGGAGGAUAACCAGUACCAGAGCACGAGCAAAGAGGUUUGGCGGAAGGAUUUGCAAGGGCUGGGAGAAUCUCUGGGGAAGUUGGCCUUCAACUCUAGCUCCAUUUCCAGCAGUGUUAAUGGGAGUGUGGCAGGGUCACCGGUGAAGCAUUUGAACAAUGGGAGCAGUGUGGGUGGAGCCUGCGGUGGUGGGUCAACCUUGGGCUCCAUGGGGUUUGGAACUUCCUCAUUCUUCAGAGCUAGUUCUCCAGCAAAUUUGAGCACUAGAUCCUCCAAUGUUGCACCACCCCCACCGCUGGUGACGGCUGGCAACAUUGGUCACCAGCACUCCCCACAGUCAUCCUCUUCCUCUUCUAUUGGAAUUUCGGAAGGGUCCUCUUCACGUUCAGAGUCAUCUGCCUCAUCGCUCUCCAGAUUUAGUCCCAGCAUAUUUGGGACGGUCGCGUCUUCACCAAGCCCCGAUUUCUGCUAUGCUGCCAACCACCAAAGAAAGACGUUGCCACAAACCCCACUGACUGCGAAUGGGUCCCUUCCAGCCACCUCCAUUCUAACCAACGGAUCUCACCCCAUUGAAGUGGCGGAGACCAUGCACCCCAUCGCGGAGGAGAAUGGACGCCACCGACCACAAAGCUCGCAAUCAUCAUCCUCCUCCGCGAAUGGGAGGACCCCGUGCGAUUGGGACAAUGCUCUCGUCUACCAAGACACCAAUCUCGUCUCUGGGACACUGGACGCCUUAAUCCAGCACCUCGUCCCCACACAGUCGUACUAUCCCGAUCGGGCGUAUGUAUUUGCAUUCCUCCUCUCGUCCAGACUCUAUAUUCGUCCACACGAGUUGCUUGGCAGAGUGUUUCGACUCGCUAUGGUCACCCCAAGCCAUUCCCCAAAAUACCAAUCCCUGAAGGAGGUGAAGAUCGUGGGACACAUUAUCCAACUGAUGGGGGAGUGGACCGAACUGUUUCCCUACGACUUUAGGGACGAGCGAAUGAUGGGUCACGUUCGGACCAUUACUCAGAAAUGUGUUUGUGUCGACCCAUCGAUACGGAAGGAAGUGGGAAACUUGCUCUCGUCCCUUCUUGCUAAGCUCACAGCCUUAGAAAGAUAUGAGGACUUUCUCCAUAGGAUCAACACGGAAGCCGCCCUUGGCGAACCUGGCGCUUUGAGCUCUGUGCUGACAAUGUGUCCAAGUCCAAGUAUGUUAGCACAGCAGUUGACCCACAUUGAAUUAGAGAGAUUGUCAAAGAUCGGGCCGGAGGAAUUUGUUCAGGCCUUUGCUAAAGAUAGCUCUCAAGUGGAGUACAAAGAUAUGAAGAAAACGAGGAACCUGGAGUCUUAUGUGCAAUGGUUUAAUCGACUGAGUUAUUACUGUGCAUCAGAGAUUUGCAAGAUGCAAAAGAAGAAGACGAGAAUUCGUGUGAUUGAGUAUUUCAUCGAAACUGCUCGAGAAUGUUUCAAUAUUGGAAAUUUCAACAGCUUGAUGGCGAUAAUUGCUGGACUAAAUAUGUCACCGGUGGCACGCAUGAAGAAAACUUGGGCGAAAGUCAAUCUGUCGCAGUUAGCCGUUCUUGAGCAUCAGAUGGAUCCUAGUUCAAAUUUUACUUCAUAUCGAUCCACAUUGAAGGCCGCCGUUUGGAGAUCUGCUGGUGCCACGGACGAACGCCAAAGGAUUGUAAUUCCCUUCUUUUCCUUGUUGGUGAAAGACCUGUACUUCUUGAACGAAGGAUGUGCCUCACAAUUGGGAAAUGGACACAUCAAUUUUGACAAAUUUUGGCAACUAGCAAAGCAAGUAACCGAGGUUGUAGCGUGGCAGCAAAUCCAGUGUCCAUUCCCAAAAGUCCAAACAGUCCUAACAGCAUUACAAACGGCACCUGUUUUCGGAGAAAGCGCUCUGUACUUGUCAUCCUUCGAAUGCGAGACGGCAGAGAACGCCCAGGAAAAGGAACGCGUGAAAUACUUAAAGUCGGACGGCGUCAACAGAAUCUCGGGCACACCUCCCAGCACAAAAGAAGCGAAAGGCAGCAAGUCAGAGAAGGAAAAAUCUCACAAGUGAAUGUCACAAACAAACCACAAAUCCAAGUGGCUAAUCUACCUCCUACAAAUUUUACUUCAAUUUAUAACCUCUAGAGAUACUCUAAAUAUUUAUACAUAGCUCCAACUUAUAGUACUUACAUACAUACAUCGUAAGUCUUAUUACAGUAUAUAUUGUGACUACAUAAGAUUUCGUAACAUUGUCCAAUUUAAUGAUGUCACGGUGCCUUAAAGGGCUUUUUCAACGGGACGACGAAUUUUAUCUUUUGUUAACGCACUUGCAUUUCUAGUUAUUACAAAACAAUUGAUAAUCUUUUAAAAUCAAAGAGUUAACAAUACCAGGAAAACCAUAAUAUGAACACCAUUCUAGUCAGUCAAUUGAAGAAGGAGAAAACUUUAACUUUGCUGUUCAAUUCCAUUUAGUGUAUCUAUUGGUAUUUUGAUAACAUGUAUUUUUAUCUCCGCCCUUACACCAUCAUAGAUCCACAAUAUUUAGAUAUUUCCAAACGUGUAUAUUUAAUACUAAAACUUUGAAACUAUCAACUAAUUGUUACAAACGAUAUGUGUUCCUCAAUUCACAGAUGUAAAAGUAUUAUGUUCACAGACAGAUGAAACAUUAAUGUAAUUUAGUUUAGGAUUUACCGCAAGUUUAGAUAUUAACAAAAUGUCUGUUUAUUUCGUUCGAAAACAAAUAAAUCAUUUCAUAAUAAAUAUGCA